AUGGAGGAGAGGGCAGAGCUGGAGAGAGAGCUAGAGAACAUGAAGGAGUUAGUGAUGCAAUUAAGGUUGGAGAGAGACAGCAUUGCAGAGGAGCUGAAGGUGGAGAGCUCCACAUGGAAGAACAACAUCCAACAGUUCUUGGAGCAGAUGAGUCAACUGAGAGAGGAGAAAGAUCAAGGAGUGAGGCAGGUGGCAGAUCUAGAGGCCAACCUAGUGGAACUGAAAAAGCAGCUGGCAGAGCUGCCACCCCCUCUGCCCCCUGCAGGACCAUCUCAAGCUGAGCAGCAGCUGCAAGUCCACGCCUAUCAGAUGCAGAAGGCACUAAAGUACCUGGAGGAGCAACUUCACAUCCAGAUACAGGAAAACCACAGCCUCCGUGUCCAGAACCUGGAGCAGCAGGAGCGGCUGUGGUUUCUGGAGCAGCAGGCUGAGGUGUGGAAUCAACAUGCCUGGGAUCGGCACAGGAUCCUUGAGACAAUGGAAAGAGAUCGUGAGACCAUGAGAUGCACUGUCUUGCACAACCAAGAGCUAAAAGAUCAGCUGGCCCAGAUGCAGGAUACCUUCCACAGGGCGAGUGCUGAGAAGGAGGAGCUCACUAGUGUGCUGCACUCAGAGCAGCAGAUGAAGAAACAUCUGCGGGAGAAGCUGGACCAGCAAGAGGAGAAGUUAAGAGAACUGAAAGACAUGGCAGAGUUAAAGAGCCAAGCAGCUCAGAAUCUGCAGGAGCAGCAUGACCAGGUCCGGGCCCAGCUGCAGGUGCUCAGAGCCACCUGUGACCAGCACAUGGCCUCCAGAGAGCAGCUGACCUCAGAGAAGGAGGUCCUGCAACAGCACCUGCUGAGGCAGACCCAGCUGCUGGAGCAGCAGAAGCAGGAGCAGGUGCAGAACCACCUGGGGACCCAGAGGGUCUGUCAAGAGUUACAGAGCACCCUGAGUUGCCUGCAAGUCACCAGACAUCAGAAUGAGCAGCUGCGGGCCCAGCUGAGCCUCCUGGCUUUCACGAGGGAAGGUGAAGGAGUGAGCAAAGGAGAAAAGGGUGGGGAGGAGGGGACUCCACCCCAUGUGACUGUCCCCGAGGACAUAGACAACCCACAGACCAUGUGGGAUUUCUACCUUGAUGCAAUGUAUGUUGCUGAAUCCAGGAAGGAGAAGCUCAGGCAGCGUUUGCAGGAGCAGCAGGCCCGCUGCAGUUGCCUGGCCAACCUGGCAGCCCAGUGCCAGAUCAAGCUGGAGCGCCAGGCCCACUUCCCCAAGAGCUGGAAGCCCAACGCUGCUGGGGAGAGAAAGCAGCACACACAGGCACCCAAGAAGACAGAAAUCGGCUUCCCCCACAACCUGCCCGACAAGGUGGACUACCAGAAGCAAUCGGAUGAACUCCAACACCGGUGCAGCCAGCUGUCCGACCGCAUGGCUGCUAUUGACGAGGCGAUUGGAUCCUACGAGGAGCAGAUGGUGAAGCUGGAGGAGCUGCAUCAGGAGAAGAAAAGCUCUGUCCGCCAGCUGGCCCAGGAGAAGAGGGAAAGGAAAGAGGAACUGCGGGAUCUGCUGUUGCUUCUUGCUGGUGAGGGCACAGAGCACCAAGACCAGAUCCGGGCAGCCGCGCAGACCCCUGUGGCGGAGACCACCUCAGACCUCCCAGCCCCCACAAACAUGGAAGUUUUGGAGGAGCAGCAAGCUUGUGAAGAUGUGAAGUUUGAAGACAACCUAGAGCCUCCCCAAGGAGAGGCUGGGGUGCCAUGGGCCCUCCAGGAUUUCUCUACAGACCAGAUGGUGCGGCCGCAGCCUGAUAACCAGCACCUGCUAGGGCUGGCAGGCCUGGGCAACGACCCUUGUUUCCCAUUGUUCUACAGGACGGAUGCAAAUGAUGAGCUGGAGAUAAUUGUUGUCUAA
Molecule: messenger RNA, 1890 nt
Organism: Perognathus longimembris pacificus (Pacific pocket mouse)
Lineage: Eukaryota; Metazoa; Chordata; Mammalia; Rodentia; Heteromyidae
Product: golgin subfamily A member 2-like
Exons: 1
Coding region: 1-1890 (629 amino acids)
Biological process (GO): Golgi organization; spindle assembly
Cellular component (GO): cis-Golgi network; Golgi cisterna membrane; Golgi apparatus
Molecular function (GO): protein binding
Source: RefSeq, a predicted model, not a curated record